UGAUUUUUGAUCGCAUUGAAUUGAAAUCCCCCUGAAAUCCAGGACCACAAACUCGCUGCAUUUGAAUUUCAGCUUGACUUCUGAUUGCGGCAUUCUAAUUUCUCUUUUCAGCUUCGCAUUGCUUUGUACGUCCAGAUGGCAUAGCCGGCUGACUCAUGUACCGAUAGUGCUUUGCUAGCUGGUUCUGAUCUCCAGACGGCAUGGACCAUGGUCGCCCUACAAUUCUCUGCUCCUUGCACCCAUUGCAGCGUUUCCUUCUUGGAUGGCCAGCAAUAUCUGCCGCUUGAGCAAAGUAGAACUGCCGCGCUUUCCUUAGGAGGGUGUUCAAUCUGGUUUCUCUACCUCAAGUUUCAAUCUGCCUGCACUUCAAUAGAAGCUUGCAGCUGUGGGAUAGCCAGUCAAGGUCCAUGGGGCCGCACUGUUGCGCCUCGAGCAGGAGUUUUGUUGUCGAGAGACUGGCCUCAAGUGCUCAGGCGCUCAGUCAAAGUAGCUCUUUAGAGAGCUCGUCAAAAGCUGAGCCAAAAUGUCGCCCUUCAGAAAAACCAGCAUCAUUCAACCUUGCAGAGUCACCUCCGAAAAUGCAGUCACUUCGGAGUAGAGAGACUUUAGCUGGUGGUGCAAUGCAGCGCCCAAAGACGAAUCAUGCUGGUGAAAAAUAUAGUCAGUCUGAGCGGCAAGCCACGGACCGGGGCAGUUGCAGAAGGGCGUUCAGCAUUGCCUUGCUGAUGACGUCGUUGCACUGCUCGCAGGGACGAGCUGCGCUGGGUGCGCCACCUGCGAAACAGUUCCGGACAAAUAUUGACGACGCCAGAGAGGAAGGGGAGAGGAGGCGGGAGGAGAAGGAGCGGGCUGAAGGGCCCAUUGUGAAGCUGCCGUCGGGCGUCAAGUAUCGUGAGCUGGCUGUUGGAACCGGAGAAGCGUUGCGCCCCGGCGACCUUGUGUCUGUGUACUACACGAUCUACCGCCUGAGCGGGUUGUACAUUGAUUCUGUGGGUUACGGUAAAGAAGGAAAGGAUGACGUGGGGGACGCAUUCACAUUCGAACUAGGUGCGGGACAAGUGCCUCAGGGCGUAGAGCAAGGCGUGUUGGGUAUGUGCAUAGGUGGGAGGCGGCGGAUACUUGUCCCUCCAAAAUUAGGCUGGAUUAAUGACGGAGUUUUGCCCAGGCCGACGUCUGGAGCCGCUGAGAGGAGAUUGCUCCGGCACACCAAUGAGCCGUUGCUCUUUGAGAUUGAGAUUGUGAAGACCAAGCAUCGGACGUGAGUGACUCCGGCCUACUGUACUUCCUUCCGUUACGAGUGGUGCCUUGACGAGCAUUACGUUGUUCUUGCUGCUCAGAGAUAGAAGAAGUCUCGACCGUCUGCUAUUCUGCUGUGGUCUGCUCGAGGUCCG
Molecule: messenger RNA, 1391 nt
Organism: Klebsormidium nitens
Lineage: Eukaryota; Viridiplantae; Streptophyta; Klebsormidiophyceae; Klebsormidiales; Klebsormidiaceae
Source: the annotation of a GenBank genome assembly